Molecule: messenger RNA, 4193 nt
Organism: Ailuropoda melanoleuca (giant panda)
Lineage: Eukaryota; Metazoa; Chordata; Mammalia; Carnivora; Ursidae
Gene: CAND2
Product: cullin associated and neddylation dissociated 2 (putative)
Exons: 15
Coding region: 73-3783 (1236 amino acids)
Biological process (GO): SCF complex assembly
Source: RefSeq, a predicted model, not a curated record
GCGAGGCGGGGGAGGGGGCGCCCGCGCCGCCAUAUUCGCUCCCGCCGGCCGGCCCCGCGGCGCGCAGCCACCAUGAGCACCGCCGCCUUCCACAUCUCCAGCCUCCUGGAGAAGAUGACGUCCAGCGACAAGGACUUCAGGUUCAUGGCCACCAGUGACCUGAUGUCGGAGCUGCAGAAGGACUCCAUCCAGCUGGAUGAGGACAGCGAGCGCAAGGUGGUGAAGAUGCUGCUCAGGCUGCUGGAGGACAAGAACGGCGAGGUGCAGAACCUGGCUGUCAAGUGCCUGGGUCCUCUGGUGGGCAAAGUGAAGGAGUACCAGGUGGAGACCAUCGUGGAUGCCCUCUGUGCCAACAUGCGGUCAGAUAAGGAGCAGCUCCGAGACAUCGCUGGCAUCGGCCUCAAGACUGUCCUGUCAGAGCUCCCCCCUGCAGCCACAGGCUCUGGCCUGGCUACCAACGUGUGCCGGAAGAUCACCGGCCAGCUCACCAGUGCCAUCGCCCAGCAAGAGGAUGUGGCUGUGCAGUUGGAAGCCCUGGACAUCCUCUCUGACAUGCUGAGCAGGCUGGGUGCCCCUCUGGGUGCCUUCCAUGCCAGCCUCCUGCACUGUCUGCUGCCGCAGCUGAGCAGCCCACGCCUGGCCGUGCGCAAGCGGGCCGUCGGGGCACUGGGCCACCUGGCGGCCGCCUGUAGCACAGACCUCUUCGUGGAGCUCGCGGACCAUCUGCUGGAUCGGCUGCCCGGGCCGCACGCACCCGCCAGCCCCGCCGCCAUCCGCACUCUGAUCCAAUGUUUGGGUAGCGUCGGCCGGCAGGCAGGCCACCGCCUUGGGGCCCACCUGGACCGCCUGGUGCCCCUGGUGGAGGAGUUCUGCAACCUGGAUGACGAUGAGCUCCGGGAGUCCUGCCUCCAGGCCUUUGAGGCCUUCCUGAGGAAGUGCCCCAAGGAGAUGGGUCCUCACGUGCCCAACGUGACCAGCCUCUGCCUCCAGUACAUGAAACACGACCCAAACUAUAACUACGACAGUGAUGGGGAUGAGGAGCAGAUGGAGACAGAAGAUAAUGAAUUCAGUGAACAAGAGAGUGAGGACGAAUACAGUGAUGACGAUGACAUGAGCUGGAAGGUGCGUCGGGCCGCCGCCAAGUGCAUGGCAGCCUUGAUUGGCUCUCGGCCUGACCUGCUGCCUGACUUCCACGGCACCCUGGCGCCUGCGCUCAUCCACCGCUUCAGGGAGCGCGAGGAGAACGUCAAGGCUGAUGUCUUUGGCGCUUACAUUGUGCUGCUGCGGCAGACGCGACCCCCGAAGGGGUGGCUGGAGUCCAUGGAGGAGCCCACCCAAACAGUCAGCAACCUCCAUGCGCUGCGUGGCCAGGUGCCUCUUGUGAUCAAGGCCCUGCAGCGGCAGCUUAAGGAUCGGAGCAUCAGGGCCCGCCAGGGCUGCUUCAGCCUCCUCACCGAGCUGGCGGGUGUCCUCCCCGGCAGCCUGGCAGAGCACAUGCCCAUGCUGGUAGCAGGCAUUGUCUUCUCUCUGGUGGACCGUUCCAGCUCUUCCACUAUCCGGAUGGAUGCCCUGGCCUUCCUACAGGGGUUGCUGGGCACAGAGCCAGCUGCGGCCUUCCACUCACACCUGCCUACUCUCUUGCCACCUGUGAUGGCCUGCAUAGCCGACCCUUUCUACAAGAUCGCGGCCGAGGCCCUGCUGGUGCUCCAGGAGCUGGUGCGGGCCCUGUGGCCCCUGGACAGGCCUCAGACACUGGACCCCGAACCAUAUGUUGGAGAGAUGUCUGCGGCCACCCUGGCACGGCUCCGUGCUACUGACCUGGACCAGGAAGUGAAGGAGCGCGCCAUUGCCUGCAUGGGCCACCUUGUGGCUCACCUGGGUGACAGGCUCGGGGAUGACCUAGGGCCGUCACUGUUGCUCCUCCUGGACCGCCUGCGGAAUGAGAUCACCCGGCUGCCUGCUGUCAAGGCGCUGACGCUGGUGGCUGUGUCCCCGUUGCGGCUUGACCUGCAGCCUAUCGUGGCUGAGGCACUGCCCAUUCUGGCCUCGUUCCUGCGAAAGAACCAGCGGGCACUGCGGCUGGCCACGUUGGCUGCUCUGGACGCCCUGGCCCAGAGCCAGGGACUUAGCCUGCCGCCAAGUGCCGUGCAGGCUGUGCUGGCCGAGCUGCCUGCCCUGGUCAGUGAGAGUGACAUGCACGUGGCCCAGCUGGCUGUGGACUUCCUUUCCACAGUGACCCAGGCCCAGCCAGCCUCUUUGGCCAAGGUCAGCGGCCCCAUGCUCUCAGAGCUGCUGCGGUUGCUGCGCUCACCCCUGUUGCCCACCAGCGUGCUAGCGGCUGCUGAAGGCUUCCUGCAGGCCCUGGUGGGGACCCGCCCCCCGUGCGUGGACUAUGAGGAGCUCAUCCGCAUGCUCACGGCACCUGUUUAUGACCAGGCUGCGGAUGGUGGGCCAGGCUUGCACAAGCAGGUGUUCCACUCUCUGGCUCGGUGUGUGGCAGCCCUCGCGGCCGCCUGUCCCCAGAAGGCGGCAGGCACGGCAAACCGCCUGGUCUGCGACGCCAGGUCACCCCACUCAAGCACAGGGGUCAAGGUCCUGGCGUUCCUGUCGCUGGCUGAGGUGGGCCAGGUGGCUGGGCCAGGCCCCCAGCGGGAGCUGAAGGCAGUGCUCCUGGAAGCCUUGGGGUCACCCAGUGAGGACGUGAGGGCGGCCGCGUCCUAUGCGCUGGGCCGCGUGGGCGCCGGGAACCUGCCCGACUUCCUGCCCUUCCUUCUGGGGCAGAUCGAAGCUGAGCCCCGGCGGCAGUACCUGCUGCUGCACUCGCUCAGGGAGGCCCUGGGGGCCGCGCAGCCCGACAGCCUGAAGCCUUAUGCCGAGGACAUCUGGACCCUGCUCUUCCAGCGCUGUGAGGGCGCCGAGGAGGGCACCCGGGGGGUGGUGGCUGAGUGCAUCGGCAGGCUGGUCCUUGUGAACCCUCCAUUCCUUCUGCCCCGAUUCCGGAAGCAGCUUGCUGCAGGUCGGCCACACACCCGGAGCACAGUUAUUACAGCGGUUAAGUUCCUCAUCUCUGACCAGCCCCAUCCUAUUGACCCCCUCCUGAAGAGCCUCAUUGGAGAGUUUAUGGAGAGCCUGCAGGACCCAGACCUGAACGUGCGCCGGGCCACUCUGGCUUUCUUCAACUCGGCUGUGCACAACAAGCCCUCGCUGGUCCGGGACCUUUUGGAUGACAUCCUGCCCCUCCUCUACCAGGAGACGAAGAUCCGCAGGGACCUCAUCCGAGAGGUGGAGAUGGGGCCCUUUAAGCACACGGUGGACGACGGGCUGGACGUGCGGAAGGCAGCCUUUGAGUGCAUGUACUCGCUGCUUGAGAGCUGCCUGGGCCGGCUGGACAUCUGCGAGUUCCUGAACCACGUGGAGGAUGGCCUGAAGGAUCACUACGAUAUCCGGAUGCUGACCUUCAUAAUGCUCGCCCGACUGGCUACCCUGUGUCCUGCACCCGUUCUGCAGAGAGUGGACCGGCUCAUCGAGCCACUCAGGGCCACCUGCACCGCCAAGGUCAAAGCCGGUUCUGUGAAGCAGGAAUUUGAGAAGCAAGACGAGCUGAAACGCUCUGCGAUGAGGGCAGUGGCCGCCCUGCUGACCAUCCCGGAAGUAGGGAAAAGCCCCAUCAUGGCUGACUUCUCUUCCCAAAUCCGAUCCAACCCCGAACUUGCUGCCCUCUUUGAAAGCAUCCAGAAGGAUUCUGCAUCAGCCCCCAGCACAGACUCAAUGGAGCUCAGCUAGUCCUCUCCCAGCCCCCAGGUGGGCCCUUAACUCAAGAGAAGGGGGCCUACCCAAGCCCAAGACCUCACCGUCCCCCUGCCCGCCACAGGCCUCUACUUUUGCCCUCUCCUCAUCUCACUGGGGGCCCUCCUGCUCCUGGUCGGGGCUUACAGUGCCUUCUCCAGGGACCCCCACUCGAGGCCCCCAGCAGGAGCUGGAAGGCUGCCAACAGUUGGGCCCUUUAACUCAGGACAGUCAUUCAAAGAAACAGGGCAUGGACAUUUUCCAAGCCCUUCUGCACAAACACGGAUAAACAUGGAUGUGUGACUUCACACUCGGGGAGUCCCUGCCUCACAAAGGACUAAGUAGUGUUAGAAAUAGUCUUGUGCUCACAGCUGCAGAAGAUUAGGAGGCAGCCAGCUGGCCUUCCU